UCCGCUUGGUUUGCCGUCCGUCGCGUCGUACAGUAAUGGAGCAUUGAUUAUUUCACGGAAUCGAUUUAAAUUGAAUUAAAGUUUAUCUUUUCCCGGUCCCAAUUGUGUGUUCAAAGUGUAGUGUAUCCUGUUUAAGUAUAUUUUAUUGCGUUUAUUCAAUUUUUAUACAAUAAAAGCAGAUUUUCUGCGUUGCCCUCCUUUGUGUUACCCAAGAUGGAAGAUGGUGAUGCCAAAUCGGGUAAAAAUUCCCCCAAAACGGAGGAUAAGUACGGCAACUGUUAUUGUGCAAAGGAGAGGAAUCUCAAUAUUGUGGAGCUGUUGUGCGUAACGUGUAACCGUUGGUUUCAUGAAUCCUGCAUAGGGUUUCAGCUGGGUCGGCUGGUUCCGUUCAUAAUGAAUUACGUUUUCGUGUGUAAAAAUUGCUCCGUUACGGGGUUGGAGAGUUUCCGAAAGACCCAAGCCACGAUACCGCAGAUGUGCAUGACGGCCAUCGCCAACCUGCAGCAAACGUCGAUCAAGGACGGCAAACCGAAGGUAAUGUUUAGCAAGGAUCGGGACAUCAUUCCCUUCAUGGAUCACUACUGGGAAUCGAUGACGACCAUGAGUCGCCGGUCAACGCAAUCGUGGUACGCGACGGUGCAGAGGACGCUGCUGAAGGAUAUCAACUCGCUGUUUGCAUACGAAGAGACCAGCGACGGGCAGAUGUACGGGCUGGUAACGCCGGAUUUAACCCAAAUGAAGCCUAACUAUGACGAGGCCACUGCACAAGGUACUCAAAAUUUGGCUAAGGCCGGUCGUCAGCAGAAGCGAAAGUUCCCCAACAGCGACCAGGGUGGAACGCUUGGGAAGAAAAGUCGUGUCGGAACGGAACUGGCACUGGUGAAACUUCCUGCUCACGGAUACCCGCUGGAACAUCCCUUCAACAAAGAUGGCUAUCGGUACAUACUAGCCGAACCGGAUCCACAUGCUCCGUUUCGGCAGGAGUUUGAUGAGAGUGCCGACUGGGCCGGAAAGCCAAUUCCCGGGUGGUUGUAUCGGGUCCUAUCGCCGAAUGCGGUUCUGGUAGCAUUGCACGAUCGGGCACCGCAGUUGAAAAUUGCGGAGGAUCGCCUAUCGGUUACCGGCGAGAAGGGAUACUGCAUGGCUCGGGCCACACACUUUGUCACUCGUGGUUGCUGGUACUGGGAAGCAACGGUGGAGGAUAUGCCGGAAGGAUCUGCCUGCCGGCUAGGGUGGGGUCAGGAAUACGCCAAUCUACAAGCACCGCUCGGGUACGACAAGUUUGGCUACUCAUGGCGUUCACGCAAGGGAACUCGCUUUCAUGAAUCUCACGGAAAGCACUACUGUGAUGGUGGAUAUGGAGUCGGCGAUACACUGGGCUUUAUGUUAGUGCUUCCGGACUCGAACCCCGCUGGACACAUUCCUAGUACGUUCAAGGAUCGACCAUUGGUAAAGUUCAAGAGCCAUCUGUACUACGAAGAGAAGGACAAGGUGACGGAAACGUUGAAGUCGUUGAAGGUGUUGCCGGGUAGCAAGAUAUACUUCUUCAAGAAUGGCAUCUGUCAGGGGGAGGCAUUUACGGACGUGUACGGAGGGGCGUACUAUCCAGCCAUUUCGAUUCACAAGAGUGCAACGGUUAGCAUGAAUUUCGGUCCGAAUCUUAAGCAUCCGGAAGUGGUGGAACAAUUCAAGUGCAAGGCCAUGCACGAACGCGUGGAGGAGAUGAUUUGCGAGCAAACCAUGGCGGAUAUGAUGUAUUUCACCGAGAACGACGGGAAACUUCGUCUGGAUUCAUAUGGCAUGUAAAUAAAGCAACUG
Molecule: messenger RNA, 1818 nt
Organism: Ochlerotatus camptorhynchus
Lineage: Eukaryota; Metazoa; Arthropoda; Insecta; Diptera; Culicidae
Gene: ash2
Product: Set1/Ash2 histone methyltransferase complex subunit ash2
Exons: 5
Coding region: 214-1806 (530 amino acids)
Cellular component (GO): Set1C/COMPASS complex
Molecular function (GO): transcription cis-regulatory region binding; protein binding
Source: RefSeq, a predicted model, not a curated record